AUGCUUCGCAGAAUUACCAGUACUAUAUUAACUAGAACAGUCACAAGGGCUGUGACACCCACUAUUUGUCUUUCAAUGCCUCAAUUGACCCUACGCCCCGCAAUUCGCUAUUAUUCAAUCGAAUCAACCGAUGGCCAUGCCAUCCCACAGGAAGUGCUCAAGAUGACCGCUGGCGAGUAUCAUCAAGCAGCAGAUACUUUCCUGGAGACUUUGUUGGAUGAAUUGGAAGCUAUUAGUGACGAUUUGCCCGAUGUAGUGCCUGAUGUAGAACUCACACAGGGUGUGAUGACACUUGAAGUGACCCCUGUGGGAACCUAUGUUAUUAACAAGCAACCUCCUAACAAGCAAAUCUGGCUAUCAUCACCGAUCUCGGGUCCCAAUCGUUUCGAUCUGUGCAAGGGAGAGUGGGUCUCUUUGAGAGAUGGAUCCAGGUUGCUGGACAUACUCAACGGUGAGCUGCAACAGGCUACGGGGCAUAGUCUGUAA
Torulaspora delbrueckii is the source of this 486-nucleotide messenger RNA. RefSeq names its product ferroxidase (gene YFH1). Gene Ontology annotation, cellular component: mitochondrion. NCBI's taxonomy places the organism in Eukaryota, Fungi, Ascomycota, Saccharomycetes, Saccharomycetales, Saccharomycetaceae. Gene Ontology annotation, biological process: intracellular iron ion homeostasis; iron incorporation into metallo-sulfur cluster. Bases 1 to 486 code for a protein of 161 amino acids. The record is from RefSeq and is a predicted model, not a curated record. The transcript has a single exon. Gene Ontology annotation, molecular function: ferric iron binding; 2 iron, 2 sulfur cluster binding; ferroxidase activity.